AUGGGCCUGCCUCCGAAUUUUGCUGACGAUUUCGCGAAAUUGAUGGGAGAUGUAUCAGGUAUUAAAUCAUCUGUUGAGAAGAUUCAGACUGACGUUGAUAAAAUAAUAAGUGACAUUCAAAACCUCCAGUCAACAACUAAUGAUCAUAAAAACAGAUUACAAGAUUUGGAAGAAGAAAACAGUGAGUUAUGGAAUAAAAUUGAAGAAAUGGAGCAGUAUAGCCGUAAAAAUAACAUUAUAAUUAAUGGUAUUCCAUACCAGGAGGACGAAAAUCUCCACACCAUAAUAAAAAACUUGGGCGAUAAACUCGAAACUAAUGUAUCUGAAGGUGAUAUAAAUGCCACUCACCGUCUUCCUACCAAAAAAAGAGGACAGAUCCCGCCAAUUAUCGUAAGACUGAAUAAAAGAUCAGUGAAAGAUCAAAUGAUCAGAAAAUCCAGAGAGAAAAGGAUCAAUUCAUCGGACUUGGAUUUCAGCCAGCAACCUCCGAGACCAAUUUACGUUUCCGAGCAUUUGACUAGUUUUUCGAUGUCACUGCUCUCAAAGGGAGUAGAGUUGAAGAAGAAGAAGCUUAUCGCUGGAGCUUGGAGUAAUGAUGGAAAAAUAUUCAUUCGUCCGAAAGAAAAUGACAAGCCGAUACAAAUUACCCAGGAGGACCAACUAGCAAAAUACGAACAUAAGAAAGGACAGGCGAAGCAGACUGCCAAAUCCAAACAUAAGUGA
This is a messenger RNA of Planococcus citri (citrus mealybug), 723 nucleotides long. RefSeq lists its product as uncharacterized. The transcript has a single exon. Gene Ontology annotation, molecular function: single-stranded RNA binding. The record is from RefSeq and is a predicted model, not a curated record. Gene Ontology annotation, biological process: retrotransposition. The coding region runs from base 1 to 723 and encodes 240 amino acids. Gene Ontology annotation, cellular component: ribonucleoprotein complex. NCBI's taxonomy places the organism in Eukaryota, Metazoa, Arthropoda, Insecta, Hemiptera, Pseudococcidae.